AUGUCCUGCUCUGAGCUGCCGGCCAGACCUGGGACCGAGAAAUGGAGAGCUCAGGAAGGAGUCCCAUGGGGCCCGUCAGACAGAUGGGGGGUCCCCUGCAGCCCUGUACCCAGCUCACUAUGCCCUGUACAGGCUGAGGGCCCCUGCAGCCAGUGACUGCUUCCUGGGGGUCGGCCACAUGCCCACUGUCAAAGGCAGCUCUGGGGGAGGUGCUGGCUGGCUCCCAGGCUGUUGGGUGCAGUGAGGUCAUCACUGCUCAGGCGGCCCAGGGUUUCCAGGGGAACAAAGGGAAUUUCUGGGCUCUCAGGAUGAGCCAUCUCUCCUGGACCCCUGCACCCAGACGCCACUAUUGCCCCAUCCUGGCAAUGGGCUGAGGAAGGGAGCAGGGAGGGGCCGCGCAGCACAGGGGAAGGCCAGCUCAUCUGGAUGGACCCCAAGACUCAAGCCGAGCCAAGAGCUUAGCGCUCGGACACCAGAGCUGGGGAGACCUCGACUCCAUUCCGGGCCUCCUGCUGGCUCUGUGGCCUUGGGUGGGUUCCUAACCCCGGGACCUCAGUUUCCUCAUCUAGGUGGGGGAGCAGAGUGGCACCCCCUCUCCAGGGCUGGUCUGAGGAUUAUCAGGGGAGGUGGCCUGCCUUGCCUUGAACAUUUCGUUCUCACAGAGAAAGCCCCCAACCCUGCAGCUCAGGCCACUUGGCUCCUGCGUCAUCUUCAUCUCUGGGAAUGUGAGCCCUGGAGCCCCUGUCACAUGCAGACGCAGCUGGCGGUUGCCGUGGCAACAGCUAAAGCAGUGGCUGCUCCCUGGCUUUGGGGGUCUGUGGGGGGAGCAGCCUCUUCCACUCAGCUAGAGAGGAAAAGGGGGCCUGUGACGCCUAGCCCCCUCGGGACCUCACUGCCAGCUGUAGGGUGACAGCUUCGGGAAGUGCGUGCAGAGGCUGCGGAGCCCCCAUCUUGGGUAGAGGCCCCCAGGGGCAGGCGCUGACAGGUAUGGUGGGGGGAGCUCGUGGGGGCUGAGCCACCUGCCUUCCCUGUCCCAGCUCUCGUGUCUGGCCAGAUGAGACCCUCUGAGCCCAGUGUCCCCUGGGCCCCACAGGUCUGGGGUUGGAGGAUCAGGGAGCAGGACGAGGAGCUAAGAGCUGGUGGGGGUCGCAGACCAGGGAUGGCAGCCUGGGCCCACCCAGAGACAGACCUGGUUUGCUCAAAAAGUCUGUUUAGGACCCACGAGGUGGCAGGCGUGCCUGGCCCUGGCUCUCCCAGCAGAGCAUAAGAGUCCAGGAAGGGGCAGCGCUGGUAAACGGAGACUUGCACAAGCACAGGCCCAGCCCCUGAGCAGCGGGCACACAGGGCAGGGGCGGGUCUCACCUGGCUCUCACAUUGCUAAGUGCCUGUGAGAUCAGGGCAAGUAGAGUUGGAUCUGGCUGGGUCCCCAUUUCCUAUUUUGUCAAAUGAAAAUGGCAGGCUCAGGCUGAUGUGCCUGGCCCUGUGGGGGCGGGGGAGUGCUCAAGAGUGGACAAUGAGGGGACCCAGACAGUGGGAAGGCCCCCAGGUGGGCCAAGGGGAGCACGGUGUGUCCUGCACAAGAGGCCGGCAAGCUUGGGGCAGGGAGCCCGAGUGGUGGCACCGAGUGGCAGAGGUGGCCCGGGAAAGGGUCUUCACUUUGCCCUGAUGGUUUUCAACGGGGGAACAGAAGACCACCCUGGGGAUCCAGGGGGCCCAGGGCCGGAGGUUGUUGCCUGACCCAGGGGAGAGGUGGGUGCCUGGGCCAGGCCGUGGGGUGGAAGAGGCUCAGGGGCCCUUGGUGGCUUAGCUGGUAUCUUGCCCUGCCCAGCGGGGUCUGCAGGGGACACUGAGACCCCUGGGGGACGUGUGUGGGUGUAACAGCAAAGGCUGGUCAGGCCGGGGGAACUGGAGUUGGCAGUGAGAGCCGCUUGCCCCUCAGGGGCAUCCCAGGGCCUAGCCACCUGGACAGGAAGGUGUCCCCAGAGCAGGGCCUACUCCUCUUUUGGCAAGUGUGGGUUGUGGGGCCACAGCUCCCGCUCACUCUCCUGUCCGGCUCCAGUUGCCCAUGUUGCCAUGGCAGCUGAGCCACCAUGUAGCAUCCUGCCUGGAGCAGCCCAGAUACCACACUGGGACGGAGAGGGAUCCUCUGUGUCGAGUGAGGAAUGGGCCCCGGGCAUCCCCUGAAGCCAGCUCAGUACUUGUCAUUCUGGUCUGGGUGGCCAGAAUCUGUGGGAAGGGAUAGGGCUUGGACUGAGCAAGUCUGCAGCCCUGUGAGGGGCUGGACCCCAUGACCCCAGCAGUGGGCACCUCUGAGCAACGGGGGACACCUCAGUCAUUGCUCAGGGUGGCAUCUGAUUUGAUCAUUGGGGACAGUAUGGCAACACCAGCGAAUGAGCAAGUGGCCCGACCGGAGGUUCUGGCUGUGCUCUCUGCCCGCAGGCUACCCACCAUGUCCACCUUGCUGGAGAUCAAGAGCAGCGUGCUCAGGCAGGUGCAAGUGUGCCCGUCCUUCCGCCGGAGGACUGAGGAGGAGCCGGCGAGCAGCAGCACCGAAGUGCAGGAGCCCGCGGCUGGGGCCUGGAAACCUGGAGAUGGUGUGGAGUUCUUUGCCCAGAUGCGCCUCAUCCUGAAGAAGGGGGAAAGCAGACAGGGCCUGCCGUGCCCCGAGGUCCUCCUGCGCAGUAGCUCCCCAGCCCCCACAGAGCCCGUGGACCCCAGCCGUGGCCUUAGAGCCCUGACCCAAGAGGAGGUGGAGAUGCUCUAUGAGGAAGCCUUGUACACAGUCCUUUACCGCGCAGGGACCAUGGGCCCCGACCAGGUGGAUGACCAGGGGGCCCUACUGAGCUACCUGCAGCAGGUGUUCGGCACCAGCCCCGAGCAACAUGCUGAGGCCAUGGAGCGUGUGAAGAAGGCCAAGGCUCCCACAUAUGCCCUGAAAGUCUCCGUCAUGCGUGCCAAGAACUUGCUGGCCAAAGACCCCAACGGUUUCAGUGACCCGUACUGCAUGUUGGGCAUCCUGCCGGCCUCAGGCACCCUGAGGGAGCCGGGCCCACACAAGGAGCAGCGCUUCAGCUUCCGCAAGGGCAGCAAGCGUGGUGGCCCACUGCCGGCCAAGUGCAUCCAGGUCACUGAGGUCAAGAGCAGCACCCUGAACCCUGUGUGGAAGGAGCACUUCCUCUUUGAGAUUGAGGAUGUCAGCACCGACCAGCUGCACCUGGACAUCUGGGAUCAUGAUGAUGAUGUGUCCCUGGUGGAAGCAUGCAGGAAGCUGAAUGAAGUCAUUGGCCUAAAAGGCAUGAGCAGGUAUUUCAAACAGAUUGUCAAGUCUGCCCGCACAAAUGGGACAGCAGGGCCCACAGAGGACCACACCGAUGACUUCCUGGGGUGCCUCAACAUACCCAUCAGGGAGGUGCCCGUGGCUGGUGAGGACCGCUGGUUCAAACUGGAACCGCGCUCCAGCGCCUCCCGCGUGCAGGGGGACUGCCAGCUGGUCCUCAAGCUGAUCACCACACAGAGGGACACGAGCAUGAGCCAGCGCGGGCGCUCGGGCUUCCUGUCCUACCUGCUGCUGCUCAGCCGUCUGCUGCAGUUCGAGCACCAAGCCGAGGAGCCCAACUCGAGCAGCUGGCGCGGUGAGCUCAGCGGGCCUGCGGCCACCGUGCUCUGCCUGCACGGCGCCCAGAGCAACCUGUCGGCGCUGCAGCUGGCUGUGCUGCACUGGCAGGUCAGCAGCCGCCACCAUCAGACGCGCACCCUGGACUACGGCUACCUUCUGGGGCUGCUGGAAGAUAUGCAGGCACACUGGGAAGAGGCGGCCUCGCUGCCCCAGGAGCAGGAGGAGGGACUGGCAGACAGCUUCUCCGCCUUCUCUGAGUUUGGGCUUCGGUUGCUGCGCCAGCUCCGAGACUACUUCCCUGCCACCAACAGCACAGCCGUCUACCGCCUGGAGCUGCUGUUGAAGUGUCUUGGCAAGCUGCAGCUCUUCCAGCCUUCCUUUGAGAUCUGCCCCUUCGAGACGGAGCUAAACAUGGACAUUGCUGCUGCCCUGAAGAGAGGGAACCGUGAAUGGUUCGACAAGCUCCUGAACUCCCAGAGUCCUCGUGAGCAGCCGGGGCCACAGCGCCUUGCAGGGCUGGUCAAGCUGGCUGACACUGUCUACGAGGAUCUGCAGUCCUGCUAUGGCAUCUAUGCCAGCCUCUUCCACAGCAUCAUCAAGAUCGACUUCUUCACCCUCACCUUUCGGCAGCUGGAGCGUCUGGUGGCUGAAGAGGUGUGGGUGCUGACGGAGGAGCUGAGCCCGAAGAUGACCCUCGAGGUGGCCUCAGGGCUUUUUGAGCUCUACCUGACCCUGGCAGACAUCCAGUGCUUCUGGAGCAGCAUCCCGGGCCGGGACAGCCGCUCCCUUGCCCUGGCUGGCAUCCAUGCCCCAUUCCUGCCUGCUGUGAAGCUUUGGCUGCAGGUGCUGCGGGACCAAGCCAGGUGGAGGCUUCAGGGAGCCGUGGAUGUGGACACGCUGGAGCCCAUGGAUUCCUCCUCCAAGCACAGCAGCUCCGCAGCCACUGCAAGCCUCUGCUUCAGCCACAUCCAGGAGCUGUGGGCCCGCCUGGCAUGGCCAGACCCUGCCCAGGCCCAGGGGCUGGGCACCCAGCUCAGCCAGGACCUGUGUGAAGCCGCCCUCUUCUACACAGAGCUGCUGCGGAAGAAGGUGGACACUCAGCCUGGGGCAGCAGGCGAGGCAGUGAGCGAGCCACUCUGCGUGGUCCUCAACGACGUGGAGCUCCUGCGCAAGGCUGCUGGCCAGGCGCUACGUGGCCUGGCGUGGCCGGAGGGGGCUCCAGGGCUCGAGGGUGUGCUCCCGCGCCCCCUGCUUAGCUGCAUGCAGGCCCUGGAUGAGGACCUGCAGCGGGAGGCCCGAACCGUGACAGCACACCUGACCUCCAAGAUUGUGGGUGACAUCAGGAAGUACGUGCAGCACAUAAGCCUCUCGCCUGACUCCAUCCAGAACGAGGAGGCCAUGGCCCCGCUCCUGAAGUACCUGGACGAGAAGCUGGCUCUGCUGAACGCCUCGCUGGUGAAGGAGAACCUGAGCAGGGUGCUGGAGGCCCUCUGGGAGCUGCUGCUACAGGCUAUUCUGCAGGCUCUGGGCGCAAACCGUGACGUGUCUGCUGACUUCUAUGGGCGCUUCCACUUCACGCUGGAGGCCCUGGUCAAUUUUUUCCACGCUGAGGGCCAGGGUUUGCCCCUGGAGAGCCUGAGGGAUGGAAGCUACAAGAGGCUGGAGGAGGAGCUGCGCCUGCAUCAGUGCUCCACCCGGGAGUGCAUCGAGCAGUACUACUUGGACAAGCUCAAGCAGAGGUCCCUGGAGCACAACCGGUUUGGGCGCCUGAGCGUCCGCUGCCACUACGAGGCGGCCGAACAGCGGCUGGUGGUGGAGGUGCUGCACGCCGCCGACCUGCUCCCCCUGGACGCCAACGGCCUGAGCGACCCCUUUGUGAUCGUGGAGCUGGGCCCGCCGCACCUUUUCCCUCUGGUCCGCAGUCAGAGGACCCAGGUCAAGAGCCGGACGCUGCACCCCGUGUACGACGAGCUCUUCUACUUCUCCGUGCCCGCAGAGGCCUGCCGCCGCCGGGGCGCCUGCGUGCUGUUCACCGUCAUGGACCACGACUGGCUGUCCACCAACGACUUCGCAGGGGAGGCAGCCCUGGGCCUGGGCAGCAUUGGUGGCGUCGCGAGGCCCCAGGUGGGAGGGAGCGCGAGGGCCGGGCAGCCGGUCACCCUGCACCUGCGCCGGCCCAGAGCCCAGGUGAGAUCAGCGCUUAGGAUGCUGGAGGGCCGCAACAACAAGGAGGCGCAGGAGUUUGUCAAGAGACUCAAGGAGCUGGAGAAGUACAUGGAGGCGGACCCCUGAGGCCCUGCGGCCGCCAGCCAGGCCCUCCCCAAGUCCCCGUGUUGUUCUCUCGCCGUGGUCAGCUUUGUGCAGCCGGGCUCGUGGUGCCCCUUCCCCUGCUUCAUGGUGUGUAUGCUGUGGCUGGACUCCCUGGGCUCCCUUUUGCCCUGGUCAUGUCUCUCUGGUGUGUGCUGUGAACCUUCUGUGCCCAGUAAGCCCCACCCCACUGGAUCAGGACGGCCGACCGGGCAGGGUCUGGCCAGCAGCUACCCCCCCCGCCCCCGGAGCAGAGAGAGCAGGCCUGGCCGCCAGGUGAGCUUCCCACCUUCCCUCAGGUUCCACAGCCACAGGGCAGGAGGGUGCUGGUCUUAAAGCAGGGCUCUCGUGGGGCAGCCUUGCCCCCCAGGGGACAUUAGGUGCUGCCUGGAGACAUUUUUGGUAGUCAGUCACAACUGGGGAGUGGGUGAAGGCUGUGCUAUUAGCACCAGUGGGUAGAGACUAGGCUUGACAUCCUGCCAUGAACCCUCCCCCCCCCAACAAAGAAUGGUUCACCCCUAAAUGUCACCAGUGCUACAGAGGACAGCCCUGUCCUAAAGGAAGUUCUGUCCUCGUCUCUCCAGGGCUGAGGCAAGGCCUCACUAGCUGGAGAGGCAGGAAGGUGCGUUUUGAGUCUGGACAAUCCAGGCUUUGGAGGGAGAGGGUGAACAUGUGCAGUGUCCCCACCCUUCUCCAGGGACCCUCCAUCCCAGAGGGCAUGUGGAAGGUGGUUUGCCUGAGAGCUGCACAGGUCUCCAGUCCCCACCCAGCUGACAGGCCCAGGGUCUCUGGCUGAGGAUGUCAUUCAAGGCUGGUCAGUGUAAGGGGCUCCAUGCCAACUGGCCAGCUAUCUGGCAUUUCUUUUCACGAAUGCAUGGGUGCCCACACAAGACCUACCCCGCAGCCCCAUCCCCACACCCCAGACCCUUCUAGGCAGGGUCUGCCUCACUAGAGGCUGAGGGUCCCCCCAAACCCCCAGGCCAAGCGCAGAGAAGCAGAGGCUCACACAGGGUACUCCUUGGCUUGCAGCUUCAUUGGGAGGGCUCUGAGGCAGGACCCAGAGCAAGGCCGGGUUAGAAGCACAGGGAGAAAACCCAGACAGAGUCCAGUCCUGCUGGCAGCUGCAGGGGCUGAGGCCACCAGGCCUGUGUGUGUGUUCCCGCAAGUUCCACUGCCAUCUCUAGAUGUCCUCGUCACUCUGCCUCGGAAAAUAUACAUGUCUGCAGC
Messenger RNA from Aethalodelphis obliquidens (Pacific white-sided dolphin), 7150 nucleotides. It is a transcript of the gene BAIAP3, whose product is annotated as BAI1 associated protein 3. The transcript has 33 exons. NCBI's taxonomy places the organism in Eukaryota, Metazoa, Chordata, Mammalia, Artiodactyla, Delphinidae. The coding region runs from base 2288 to 5908 and encodes 1206 amino acids. Gene Ontology annotation, cellular component: late endosome membrane; recycling endosome membrane; plasma membrane. Gene Ontology annotation, biological process: positive regulation of neurotransmitter secretion; regulation of dense core granule exocytosis. Gene Ontology annotation, molecular function: SNARE binding. The record is from RefSeq and is a predicted model, not a curated record.